GCGAAGCACUGGACCGGGCCAAAACUUCCUUCCAGGACGGAGAACCCUGCAGUGGCAGGCUGGCAGCCCACCUCCGUCCUUUCCUCCUUCCCUCCCAGCGGCGGCGACGGACGACGGCCGUUACGGAAACUCCCAAACGGCUAAACCCCACCGGACUCACCCGACCAAUCGCCCGCCCCCGCCGCCUCCCGUGGAGCCAGCGCAGCCGCGCCCGCUUCCGCGUUCAGAAGCAUGCCGAGGCCUCCUCCGCCCGGCCGUGGGGCUCCGGGCGCCAGGCGGCCGAUGCGGGACUUCUUCGCGGCCUGGCUCGCCACCCUCCGCUCGCCGCUCCUCCCGUUGCUCCGCCGCGCGCUCUCCUCCUCCCCCGGCGCCUGGAACGACCCAUUAUCAUCGGCAGCCGCCGCCGUCGAGGCCCACUUCGAGGCGCACUGGUCCGCCCUCGACUCGGCCGCCCGCCAGGACCCCGCCCAGGUCAUCUGCGCCGGAGAUUGGCGGUCGCCCCUGGAGCUCCCCUUCCUCUGGCUCGGCGACUUCCACCCCUCCCUCCUCACCUCCCUUCUCCGAUCGCUGUCGCCUUCGCCGCGGCUCCUCGCCUCCGCCGACCGCGUCGACCGCCGAAUCCGCGCCGCCGUCCCCGUCCUCUCCGACCGCCUCCGCCACGCCCAGGAGGUCUUCACCUCCGCGGAGGUGGCUGGCGGGGCCGACCUGGAGGCGUUCUUGGAGGAGCUCAAGGCCGUCGCCCUCGAGGCUAAUCGGCUCCGUCGGGGCGUUCUUUCGGAUCUCGUUGCUGCCGCCGGUGGGCACCAGGCGGCGCUCUUCCUCGAAGCUCUGUCGCGCUUCGUGCUCUCCAUGCACGACCCGGAGGUGCUCCGCCGCUUCGACCAUUGUCGCCCCUCGCCUGGCAUCUUUGGGAGACACGAGGCGCGGUAGCACCGGCCGAUGCAGUAGCGAGGAGACCAAACCGAGAUUUCCUUAUCAGCAGCUAGCGGCGCAUCAGGUGUGGUGGAUGGAGGUGGCGGGCGUCCAGUCCAGGCGACUCGAAAACGUUACCAGCACUGACUUCCAGGGGGCCAACUGCAUGGAUCCGACUGGACUGGAUCGAUUUCCGAAAACGCAUCACGUCGCCAGCACUGACGUCUCAGUGCUAACACCUGUUCAAAAUCGACGUAAUACCACACCGUUUUGUUGUUUUAGUUGGGGCAUUGAAAGGGAAAAGGCGACUCGUGGUAGCUGCACGUUUUGUUUAUAGUGUUGACAGCGUCUCUCUAAAGAAAAAAGGUUAGUGUUAACAUCGGCAUGAAGUAGUCUAGCCACCGGCCGUUGAGCGUUGCUGUAUUCUAUUGCGGAUGCAGUUAUGGAGGAAGAAAUGUGUGAGGUCCGUUUCAGUCAGACUGUCAGAGUAUCAAUCAACCAAAUCUUUUGCUUG
This is a messenger RNA of Triticum urartu, 1426 nucleotides long. RefSeq names its product transcription factor (gene INP1). Gene Ontology annotation, molecular function: sequence-specific DNA binding. NCBI's taxonomy places the organism in Eukaryota, Viridiplantae, Streptophyta, Magnoliopsida, Poales, Poaceae. Gene Ontology annotation, biological process: DNA-templated transcription. The record is from RefSeq and is a predicted model, not a curated record.